UUUUUUUUUUUUUUUACACGCCAUCAUGUUGGCUUGCCUUAGAAGUUCGGUUUCGUUGAACAAUUUCUAAAAAAAAUUAGCGGCAUCAAAAAGAAUCCAUUUUCUUUUGACAAACACAUACAAAACGUUGAGAAAAAAAAAAAAAAAAGAACCGGUAAAAAUUAACCGGUUAAUUAAUUAUUUUCGAUUAAACAACAAUAGACACGAUAAGAUAAUUAUCAAAUUCAUCAUUAGUAUAUUUAAUAAAAGUUAAAUUAAUAUGGAACAAACUGAAGACGAGCACGAUGUGCUAAAAAAAAUUUUAACCGACAACGAAUUGACAUUAAUUCCCCAAGAAAUUGCAACAAAGCUGAGAAAACAUUUUACUGAAAAUUUUGAAGAAUUUUUAACAGCUAAAGCUGUUUUUCAACAUGGCAGGCAAAGUCUUGAAAAAAAGCUUGAAAAACUCCAAAAAGACUUGAAUGAGCGUGAUCUAGACUUGGAAGAAUGCAAGGGUAAACUUGAAUUAGCAGAAACUUAUACAGUUGAUUUAAAAACAAAGCUAGAUGAUGCAAAAAAUGAAAUAUAUAAAUUAGAAGAAACAUUAAAACGUUUACAAAAAGAAAAUUCAGAAUUUCGUCGUCAAAGAGAUGCAGCUGUUGAUGAACGUGAUACACUUCAAUUACAAGCUGAACGACGUGAUAAUGAAGUUGAAAGAUUAAAUACAGAAUUAACAUCAUUAUGUGCUCAAUUACAAACAGCAGUAACAGCAAAAUGUCAAGCAAUGACAGAAGUAGAAGAAAUAAGAAGUCACGAAAUGAAUUUAGAUUUCAAAGAAAAACGUUUAGAUCAAGAAAGAAAUUUACUAUCACAACAAAUAAAUUCACUUGAAAUUGAAUUAUCAAAACGUACAUCUGAAUUACAAGCAACAAGAGCUGAAUCAUCAGCACGUGCAUUAUUAACAGACACAAGAUUAUCACAACGUGAAGAAGAUUUAAGAAUUGCUAAUGAUUCAUUAUUACAACUGAAAGAAGCAAAUUCAUCACUUCAAAGACGUUGUGAUGAAUUGGCACAAAAAGUUGAUGAUCAACGUAAUCAUGAAUUAUCAAUGCAUUCAUCUUAUCGUGAAGAAAUUGUUGCACAAACAAAACUUGCUGAUUUAUACAAAGGAAUGGCUGAAGAAGCUAAUGCUAAAGUUGAUGAAUUUAGUAAUGCUGUUACAGAACUACAAAAUCUUGUUGAACAAGCAACACAACAAUAUGGUGAUUUAGAAACUGAGCAUGCAUCACUUAAACUUGAAUUUGAUGAAACAAUUGCUGAAAAAGAUAAUAAUAUUGAACAAUUAAAUAAAGAAAUUGAAAAAGCAAAUGAAUUAUUAAAUCAUAUUAAACAAGAACGUUUAGAUCAAGCAGUUGAACAACUUGCACCAAGUGCUGCAAUAACAAGUAAAAUAUUAAAAAAAGGCUUGAGUUUAACACAAAUUUAUACUCAACUUGUUGAUGCAACAAAUGAAUUGACAAUUGAACGUGAAGAAAAUGAACGUCUCAAGGGACAAAUGGAUAAUAUACUUAAAGAAUUAGAAUCAAAAGCUCCAAUUGUUCAAAAACAACGUGAUGAUUAUGAAGCUGCUAUGAUUAAUGUUGAAUCAUUAACAAAUCAAUUGGAUGAGCUAUUAGCUGAAAAUAAUCGUCUUGAAGAAAAAGCUGCUGAAGCAACACGUUUAGCUAAUUUCCAUUCACAUGAAAAUCAAAAAAAUAAAUCAGAACGUACUGAUCUUGCACGUCAAGUAUGUUAUUUAUUAAAAGAAGUACAAGAAGCAAGAACUGGAUUAAAAGUACCACAAUCAAAUGAUUUAUCAAUGUCAAAUGAUCUUGCAUCAUCACAAUUAAUAUCAAAAAGACUUGUUACAUUCCGUGAUAUUGAAGAUCUUCAACAACAAAAUCAAAAAUUAUUAGCAUUAACAAGAUCAUUAACAACAAGACAAGAAGAAAUUGAACGUACAACUGAUGAAAUUAAUUCAAGUGAAAUUAAAGAAAAAAUGGAUAGAUAUGUACAACAAUUAUCUGACAUGCAAGCUGCACAAGAACGUCAAACUAAAAUGCUUGAUGGUUUAAUGAGACAAAGAGAUAUGUAUAAAAAUUUGUAUCAAAAAUCAUUAGCAACACAAACAACAAAUGAUCAAUUAAAUUCAACUAAAAAUUCAUCAGAUGUAUCAAUGGAACAAGGUGAUGAUGAUAAUGAUACAAUAACAGCAGAAACAAAAAAUGAUAAAACAGAACAACAAAAUAAUAUAACAACACAAGAAAAUCAAGAUAGUAUUAAAGAAUUGGAAAAAAAAUUAGCAGAAUGUGAAUCAAAAUAUAAUAUGAUUAAUGUUGAAUAUACAACAUAUAAAAAAGAAAAAGCAUCACAUGAAAAAAUGAUUAGUAAUGAAGUUGAUAGACUUCGUAAAGAAGCUGAGACAAAUUCAACACGUUGUUGUCGUCUUAAAGCACAAUUAGAUUCAUCACAAGAACGUUUUAGUUUAUUACAAGCAAAUAUAUCAACAUAUAAAUCACAAAUAAAAGCACUUGAAGAACGUUGUGCAAAUUAUAGUACAACAAUUGGUAAACAUGAACAAAGUAUAAUGUUAUUAAAAGAUGAAACACUUGCUGCACAAUCAAAAUUAUCAAGAGCUGAAGUACAAUUAGAAAAUAUACGUCAAGAACGUCAUAUGCUUAAAGAUUCAGAAGGUAGAUUAAUGAAAGAAUGUGAAAUGCUUCAUCGUGAACGUCAUACACAAGCAUUAUUAAAAGCUGAUGUUGAAUCAAUAAAAGCUAGUCUUGAAAGAGCACAAGCUGAGGGACAAUUACGUGCUGAAAUGCGUCUUGAUGAUGCAACACGUGAAUGUGCUGCAUUAAGAAGAAGACUUCAAGAAGAACAAGAUCGUUUCCGUGAACUUUCAUCACAUCUUGAGAGUAAACUUACAACAGUACAAAAACGUUUUACUGAAGAACAAACACAAUCAGAACGUUUAAAAACUGAUCUUGAUGAAACUAAAACAAUACUUGUUGAAUAUCAACGUAAAAUUGAAGAACUUGAAGCAAAAUUACGUGAAUCAAAUGCACAAUCAAGAUCAAAACCAAUAACUGGUGAUGAAAAUUUAGCUAAAAGAUUACAAGAAUUAGAAUUACAAUUAACAUCAGCAAAUUCAGAAAUACGAUCACUUAGUGAACAAUUAAAAACAGCUAGACAACAAAGUGAACAAUAUUCAGUUAUUGCUGAUAGUGCUGAAACACAAUUAAAAGAAUUAUCAAUACAAUUUGAAAAACAAAAAAAAGAACUUGAAUCAGCAUUAGAAACAGCAAGAAAUGAAUGUUCAGUACUUGAUAAAAAAGUAACAAUAUUACAAAAUGAAUUGACACAAUCACAAAGUGGUAGUCAAGUAACUGAUACAGAAUUACGUGAAAAAUUAGCAAAUGCUGAAGCAAAAUUAGAAGAAUUAGAUGAAGUUAAAGGUGAACUUGAAUUAAUUAAAAGUGAUUUACAAAAUGCAUCACAAACAGCUAAACUUACUGAAGAAAAAUAUGCAAGAGAAAUGGUAUUACAUUCAGCUGAUUUACAAGUAUUAGCUAAAUUAAGAUGUGAUACUGAAAAUAUAACAAAAACAGUUGAUUCAUUAAAACAAUCACGUGAUUCAGCAAUUGAAGCAUUAGAAAUUGAAAAAAAAAAUCAUCAACAACGUGAACAACAACUUAAAAAAGAAUUUGAAGAUAUGCAAAAAAGAAUUGAUGAUCUUGAUGCACAAAAUAGUCUUCUUCAUAAUCAAAUACAAGAAUUAAGUGAUAGAACAGCAAUAAUACAAAGUAAUCGUUCAUCAUUGGGUCAUCAAGAAACAAUGGAUACAAGUCUUGAAACAUCAAUGAAUCGUAGUUUUACUGGUUUAGAAGAAGAUUCAAAAUCUGCUGAACAGUUAAUACGUGUUAUGAAAUAUUUACGUCGUGAAAAAGAUCUUGCUGUUACAAAACUUGAUGUAUUACGUGCUGAAAAUUUACGUCUUAAAUCACAAGCUGAAGUUACAGAAAAAAGAUUAAAAGAAAGUGAAGAAUUAUUAACAUGUAAUCGUGAAAAAAGUGAAAUUGAUGUUGCAACAACAUCAAAACAUUCAGAAUUAUUAAGAAAAGUUGAGACAUUAAAUGCAAUUGCUGAUUCAAAUAGAAUAUUAAGAGAAGAAAGAAAUUCAUUAUUGGCUAAAGUUAAUGAACUUGUUAUACAAGUUACAACAUUAUCAGAUGAAGUUGUACCAUUGAGAGAAAAAACAAGAGAUUUAAUUGGUAAAAAUGAAGCAUUAACACAAGAAAAUAGUGGUCUCAAGGGUGAAGCAACAAGAUGGAGACAAAGAGCAAAUACACUUGUUGAAAGAGCUAAUAAAGCUAGCCCAGAAGAUUGGCGUCGUUUACAAACUGAACGUGAAAAUCUCAGUAAAUUAUUAACAUCAGAACGUGAAAUUCAUUCAAAAGAAACUGAACAAUUUAAUAAUCUUAAAGCUGAAAAAAUUAAACUUGAUGAACAAAUUAUUCAAUUACAAACACUUAUACAAAAUCAAAAUGAACAAAAUAUAAAAACAACUGAAGAAUUAAAAAAAUUAAAUAAUAGCUUAAAUGAAGCAAUCGCUGAUUCAACAACAAAAGCCAAAGAACUUGCAGCAUUGAAAAAAGAAAUAAGUGAAAAAGAUGCUGCUGUUGCUGAUGCUAAAAAUAAAGAAUUACAAAUUAGAAAAAUUGCUAAAAAAUAUAAAACACAAUAUGAAGAAUUAGCUAAAACAAUGGAAACUGAUAAACAAAAAGCUGAAGAAAUUGCAGCAUCAGUAUUAAAUCAACAACAAGAUAAUCAAUUAACACCAGAAAAAGAAGAACAAUUACGUGAAGAAGGAAGACAAGAAUUACGUACAAUAAAUCAAGAUUUAACUGUUAAAAUUGAAGAAUUAACAAAACAAAUAUCAAAUUUACAAGCUGAUGCUGAAGCAACAAAAAAAGAAGUUGAAGCAUUAAAUAAAGCAUCUGUUGAAAAAGAAGAAAGAGCAAAACUUGUAUUAAAAAAUGCAAAAUCAAGAAUAAUGCAAUUAACUGAAUCUAAAAAUGAAUGUGAAAAAGAAUUAUUAUCAUUAAAAACAACAAUUGAAGCAAAUUCAAGUGAAACAGAUCCAAGUGAACAUGAUGCAAGACUUGCUGCAAUUAAAAGUCAACUUGAAGGAAGAAUAUCAAGAUUAGAGCAUGAAAAAUCUGAAGUAUCAUCUGAAAAAGAAACAUUAAUACAACGUGUUAAUCAAUUACAACGACAAUUAGCUGUUGGUGUUAGUGGUGUUAGUGCAACAACUGAACCACCAACUGCUAAUAUUAAACCAAUGUCAGCAAGAACUGAAACACCAUUGGCAAGUAUAAGACCAAUGAGUGUUGUACAAUCAAGAACAGCUGCUGUAUUACCAACAACAGCAGCAAAUAAUCCAGUUCCAGUUGUUCCACAACAACAACAACAACAACAACAGCAACAGCAACAACAACAAACUGUUCAUACUACUGAAACAAGUUCACCAACAAGUAGUCAUAUUGAUUAUCAGCCAAGUACAAGUUCAACUGUUUCUCAAGGUGGUCAAAAUCUUCGUCAGCUUGCUGUUCAACCACAAUUGAGUGAAUCUGCCGAGUCAACACAACGAGAAGAGCCGGAAAAUACUGAAAAUUCUCAACAAGCACAAGGGCAAAGUCAAUUAUCACAAACUGCUCAUCAACAACAAUCAAAUCAAGCACAACAAGCACAAAACCAAGAGUCACAACAAGCACCACAAACUGUUGCUUUAGUUAGUCCAAGAGUUGAACAACAGCAGCAACAACAACAACAGCAAUCAACUCAACAACAACAACCACCACAACAACAGCCACAACAAAUACAACAACAGCAACAACAAACUCAGCAGCCACAACAAACAACACAAACAACAAGUGAUCAACAGCAAACUAUUGCUAGCUCCUCGACUCAAUCAGUUAGUACAUCACAAACAUCUGGUCACAAAAGACCACGUAGUCUUGAAGCAACAACACCAUCUGGUUCUGUUGUUGAAGGUACUGAGCAUUCAGAACAAUUACCAAGUCCAAAAACAAAACGUGUAAGAACACAAGAAUCAACAACACCAAGUGGAUCAGAAGUUGAAUAUCAAGUACCAACAUCAAGUCAACGUGAUCAAGAUGAAGAAGUUGAAGAUGGUUGUAUUGUUGUUGUUGAUUGUGAUGAAGGUGGUGGUAGUCAUAGUCAAGCACAAGAAGAAGAAGAAUUUGAUAAUGAUCAAUAUGAAGAAAUGGAAGAUGAAGAAGAAGAGGAAGAAGAUGAAGAUGAAGAUGAAGAAUUACCAUAUGGUGCUGAGGUUGAAGUUGAAAGUGAUAAUAAUGAAGUUGAAAUUAUAAUGGAAGAAGAAGAUUCAAGAAAUGUUGAGGUACCAAGACAAGCAACUCAACAAAUACCAAUUAAUCAACCACCUCAACAACAAUCUGAGGCAAUAAGUAGUGCUGGACCAACUGGUGAACCACCAGCAUUUUCAGCAAGAUCAUCAAGAGGUAUUGCACCAAUGCCAAGACAGCAACAACAACAGCAACAACAACACUUUUUAUUACCUCAACAAGGUUAUGAGGAUGGUGGUGAUGAUAGUAUUGUACCAAGUACACCAACUCUAUUUGUACCAAGACGUGGUGAUGGUUUUGGUGAAGCUGUAAGUUCACCUCAAGUACCACAAGGUAGAUUUACAUUUGGUGAUUCAGCACCAUCAUCAACACCAAGUUUAGUAACACCAGUUGGUACAAGUGUUAGAACAAUAUUUGGUUCAUCUGGAUCUGGUGUUGCACAAGUUGUUCAAGAAGGUAUGGAUGAUACAAGAAUGGAUUUAACACAAUUAGAUGAUGGUACUGGUAGAAGUGUACCAACAACACCAUUACAAGUAUCACCAGCUGCUGAUUUACCACCAUCAACAUCAUCUGUUGGACAAAAUGAAGAACAUGAAGCACCAGUACCAAGUAAUACAAUGACAACAACCACGACAACAACAACAACAGCAACAGGUUCAUCAACAGAUAUUAAUAAUGAAGGUUGUACUGUACCAAGUGUAUCAAUUGAUCAAGAAUCUGAACAAUUAGAAGCAGUACCUGGAUCAAGUACAGCUAGUAAUAAUGAUGGUGUUAGUUCUGAAAGUGAACAAACAACUGAAUUAGCUGUAUCAGUUACUGGUGGAUCAGUUGAUGAUGAUAAUGUUGAGACUGUUGGUGAUGAAGAUGAUUGUGAAGAAGAUAGAGAAGCCGAAGCUUCACCAUCAAGUAAUACAAGACAAAGAGCAUUAGCUGCUGCUAAUGCUGCAGCAGCUGCUACUGGUGAGACAAAAGGUCCUGCAACAAGAGGACGACCAAGUAGAGCACAAUAUAGAGGCCAUCGUGGAUCUCGUCCAACUCCAAUUGUUUGGGAUAAUCAAUCACCACGUGGUGCUCAAUCACCAUCACGAGGACAUGCAACAAGAGGUGGUGGUACUAGUAGUAGUAGUGUUAGUGGUAUUAACGUUGUCAAUGAUGGUACACGUGGUAGAAGUACAAGAGGUCGAAGAAUGCGUUCCAAAUACAAUUAUCCUAGGUACUAGAAAAUUAUAUCAUAAAUUAAUCAUUAAAAUAAAAAAAAUAAUCUUCCAAACUCAUUAAAUAAACAAUCAUUAUCUCAAAUAGUUUUUUUUUUU
This is a messenger RNA of Aphidius gifuensis, 7720 nucleotides long. It is a transcript of the gene Mgtor, whose product is annotated as nucleoprotein TPR-like. The transcript is spliced from 3 exons. Gene Ontology annotation, biological process: mRNA export from nucleus; protein import into nucleus. The record is from RefSeq and is a predicted model, not a curated record. The coding region runs from base 260 to 7627 and encodes 2455 amino acids. Gene Ontology annotation, cellular component: nuclear pore. Gene Ontology annotation, molecular function: structural constituent of nuclear pore. Lineage: Eukaryota; Metazoa; Arthropoda; Insecta; Hymenoptera; Braconidae.